GACACGGAGCGGGGGGAGCUUGCUGCCAAGUACUGGAACAGCCAGAAGGACUGGCUGGAGUACAACCGGGGCGCAAUGGACAAGUGCCGAUACAACUACGGGGUGGCUGAGCAAGCCCACGUGGUCGGCCGCAGAGUCAAGCCCGAGGUGAAAGUCUCCCCAACAAAAUCAGGGGCCCAGGCACACCCAGACACACUGAUUUGCUCCGUGGCGGGGUUUUACCCUGGCGGGAUCGAGGUGAAGUGGUUGAAGAACGGGCAGGAGCAGACGGCCGGAGUGGUGUCCACGGAGCUGAUGCAGAACGCAGACUGGACCUUCCAGAUCCUGGUGAUGCUGGAAAUGACCCCCCGGAGCGGGGACGUCUACACCUGCCAGGUGGAGCACAGCAGCCUGCCGGGCCCUGUCACUGUGCUCUGGGAGGCGCAGUCAGACUCGGCCAGGAGCAAGAUGCUGACGGGGGUCGGGGGCUUUGUGCUGGGGCUGAUCUUCCUGGCGCUGGGACUCCUCGUCUACCUGAGGAACAAGAAAGGCCGCCCCGUUCCCCAGCCAACAGCGCUCCUCAGUUAGAUCCUGCAGCUUCGGGGCCUGCAUUGCCCAGCGUGAUUCUCCAGCCCCGUCUCCUGGCACCUGUCCCUGUGUCUGGAGCUCUUCUCACUUUCCCUCCAUCCUCACAUGGACCCCCAGGGCUGACUC
This is a messenger RNA of Alligator sinensis (Chinese alligator), 693 nucleotides long. RefSeq names its product DLA class II histocompatibility antigen, DR-1 beta chain-like. Gene Ontology annotation, cellular component: membrane; MHC class II protein complex. The transcript has 5 exons. Gene Ontology annotation, biological process: immunoglobulin production involved in immunoglobulin-mediated immune response; antigen processing and presentation of exogenous peptide antigen via MHC class II; immune response. Lineage: Eukaryota; Metazoa; Chordata; Crocodylia; Alligatoridae. The annotation marks the transcript as partial. Gene Ontology annotation, molecular function: MHC class II protein complex binding. The record is from RefSeq and is a predicted model, not a curated record.